CAGCAGACACACAUCAGCGUGUACACAAGCAAAAGAGCCCCCGUGACGAGCAGCAGGAAGGCCAGUGACGUGGGCGCUCGCACACCCCCGCAGCCUGAUUGGCUGUGUCGGGUCAGCGCCCCGUGACGUCACGGCUGUAUGGCAUGGCUAUGUGUGAGCCGGGCAGCGUGCGGUAGAGCGGGCAGAGACUGAGCAGUCAUCCCGGGUCAUACACAGCAAGCAGCAUGGCCGCCUCCAACAGACUCGUCCUAGGACCAUUGGUGGGGGCAAUCGAUCAGGGCACAGGAUCUACCCGCUUUCUGGUAUUCAAUGCAAAAACAGCUGAACUACUUAGUCACCAUCAAGUGGAAAUUCAACAGAAGUUUCCAAAAGAAGGAUGGGUUGAACAGGAUCCAAAGGAAAUUUUGCAGUCUGUUUAUGAAUGUGUAGAAAAGACAUGUGAGAAACUAGCCCAACUGAGCAUAGAAAUCACCACUAUUAAAGCUAUUGGCGUUAGUAACCAAAGGGAAACAACCGUUGUAUGGGACAAGACCACUGGGGAACCCCUAUACAAUGCUAUUGUUUGGCUUGACUUGAGAACUCAGUCAACUGUGGAAAGGCUACUGAAAAAAAUUCCAGGAAGGAAUAAGAAUUUCUUCAAGUGCCGGACUGGUCUACCCUUGAGCACUUAUUUCAGUGCAGUGAAACUACGCUGGCUGCUGGACAAUGUAGAAGAAAUCCAGAAUGCAGUAGCAGAAGGCAGAGCCAUGUUUGGGACGGUGGACUCCUGGAUCAUUUGGAACCUGACUGGAGGGAAGCAUGGGGGAGUACAUUGUACGGAUGUGACCAAUGCUAGUAGAACCAUGCUGUUCAACAUUAAUACACUGGAGUGGGAUACAGAGCUAUGCCAGUUUUUCGAUAUACCAAUGAGCUUGCUGCCAAAAGUGAGGAGUUCCUCUGAAAUCUAUGGUCUUAUGAAAAUCUCUCCUAGCCUGAAGUCCGGAGCUCUCACUGGAGUGCCUAUAUCUGGGUGUUUGGGUGACCAGUCUGCUGCAUUAGUUGGGCAAAUGUGCUUCCAAGAUGGGCAAGCAAAAAAUACAUAUGGUACUGGCUGUUUUUUGCUGUGUAAUACAGGCCAAAAGCCUGUAGUGUCUGAGCAUGGCCUGCUGACCACAGUGGCUUACCAGCUUGGCAGAGACCAACCUGCUUGCUAUGCACUUGAAGGGUCAGUUGCAAUAGCUGGAGCUGUAGUGCGCUGGCUACGAGAUAACCUGGGUAUUGUCAAGACAACUGAGGAAGUAGAAAAACUUGCUGCUGAAGUUGGAACAUCAUAUGGCUGCUAUUUUGUUCCAGCCUUCUCAGGACUAUAUGCACCAUACUGGGAGCCCAGUGCUAGAGGAAUCAUCUGUGGUCUCACACAGUUUACAAACAAAAAUCACAUUGCAUUUGCUGCUCUUGAAGCUGUCUGUUUCCAGACCAGAGAGAUUCUAGAUGCAAUGAACAAAGACUGUGGGAUUCCACUGAGCCAGCUGCAAGUUGACGGGGGCAUGACUAACAAUAAGAUCCUCAUGCAGCUACAGGCUGACAUCUUGUGUAUCCCAGUGGUGAAACCUUCCAUGCCGGAGACAACUGCAUUAGGAGCAGCUAUGGCUGCCGGAGCAGCAGAAGGAGUGGGUGUCUGGAGUCUAAAACCGAGUGAUUUGACUGCUGUGACUUGUGAACGUUUCGAACCACAGAUUAAUCCAGAGGAAAGUGAAUUUCGUUACGCUCGAUGGAAAAAGGCAGUGAUUAAAUCAAUGGGCUGGGACAGUGCAGAGCCUGCAACCAAUGGCAAUGGUGACUAUAGUAUCUUCUCUAGUCUACCUCUUGGUUUUUAUUUAGUGAGUAGCAUGGUAAUCUUAAUCGGAGCAAAGUACAUUACAGGACUUGACAAAUAACUGUUUAUUUCUGCAAGUGCUUGAAUUGGUGGUCCUUUUUGGAUUCUUGUUUUGCCAACCAGUUAAUAUAUUUUAGUCUGGAAGAACUUGCCAAUUGUGUAAAUAAACUUUCAACCAAUCAUUUUUGGACCCCAGCAGCCUCUUUCUACUGCUGUUUUGCAGACAUCUCCUAAACCAGAUUUGCCUGUUAUCUAAUUUGUGGAGGGUUUUCUGCUGACAUCAACUUUUUACAACGAAUGUACAGAAGAAAUAUUUAUCACUAUAAAGAUGACAACAGUAAUGAAGAAAUACUUUUUGAAUGUUACAAAAUGACUUUUGAAGAUAAAUGUUUGCACUUGGAGAUUAAAAAUAAAAUCAUUGUAAUUAUUAUCACAUUUUUCCCCAAGUAAUAUAUAGGAAAUCUGUACAGAUAUUUUUUGAAGAAACUGUAAUUAAUUAAAAUAACUCCUAUUUUAUUA
Messenger RNA from Pseudophryne corroboree (corroboree frog), 2374 nucleotides. RefSeq names its product glycerol kinase (gene GK). The record is from RefSeq and is a predicted model, not a curated record. Gene Ontology annotation, molecular function: glycerol kinase activity. Gene Ontology annotation, biological process: glycerol metabolic process; phosphorylation; triglyceride metabolic process. Bases 225 to 1916 code for a protein of 563 amino acids. Gene Ontology annotation, cellular component: mitochondrion. Lineage: Eukaryota; Metazoa; Chordata; Amphibia; Anura; Myobatrachidae. The transcript is spliced from 21 exons.